Molecule: messenger RNA, 1549 nt
Organism: Dermacentor silvarum
Lineage: Eukaryota; Metazoa; Arthropoda; Arachnida; Ixodida; Ixodidae
Product: cholesterol 7-desaturase nvd 1-like
Exons: 5
Coding region: 1-1170 (389 amino acids)
Biological process (GO): chlorophyll biosynthetic process; cholesterol metabolic process
Cellular component (GO): chloroplast
Molecular function (GO): chlorophyllide a oxygenase activity; 2 iron, 2 sulfur cluster binding
Source: RefSeq, a predicted model, not a curated record
AUGUCAACUGGUGUCAGUGAUUCUAAAUUAUGUGGCUCAGCUGCCAGCCUUGUCAGCUACUUCAUUGCCUACUGUACCAAUAUGAAGCACCGCAGAAGCACACCUCGCUACAUCUCACCUGCGCUUCCCCCAGUCUUCCCAAACGGAUGGGUUCCACUCCUCGAGUCCACAGACCUACGUGUCAACGAAGUGAAGCCGCUUACCGCCAUAGGUCAAGACUUCGUGGUGUUCCGCACCGCAGACGGUGUUGCGCAUGUUCUGGACGCGUACUGCCCGCACCUGGGCGCCCACCUGGGAGUGAUGGGCCGCGUGGUGGGAGACUGCGUCGAGUGCCCGUUCCAUGGGUGGAGGUUCCAGGGGGAAACCGGAGCAUGCACGCACGUGCCUUACGCCAGCAAGGCGCCAACGUUCCUUAAAAUAAAGACGUGGACGUGCCAAGAAAAGUACGGCCUUAUAUUCAUGUGGUACCAUGCUGAAGGCGAGGAACCUGAGUGGAGCAUUGACGAUUACGCCGAGCUGAGCAGCGGAGCCUUCAGGCAGAUGACACGCUACGAGACGAGGAGCGAGGGCCAUGUCCAGGACAUCGCCGAAAACGUGGCAGACACGGCCCACCUCAACCACGUCCACGAGGCCUCGUGGCUGCUGUCGGCCGAAGAGUACGCACGUGAGGCGGUCACAGCCGGCUCCUGGAAAAGUCGCUUCAUGUCCGUCACGUGGCAAGCGUCAUGGUCACCCAAACAUUUCAGUGCCAACGCACCGUUCACCUUUGACAUGUCUCUGUUCGGUUGGAAACCUCGCCUUCUGCAGUGUCGCGGCGUCAUUUCCCAGUGUGGCCCUUACCUGGCGGUUGUGCACACGGAGUCGGCGUUUGGUUGUUUCGUGUCCGUCAUGUCGACGACUCCUGAGGGACCAUUUCAACAGCGCAUCAUUCACCGAACAUUUGCUAGACCAAGUACCUUUUCCUGGAUGGUUUGCGUAACGAUGGAGCGCGGAUUCGCAAACAUGCUGGAAAGAGACUUCCUAAUUAUGGGGCGCAAGACUGUUCUCAAGAAUCCGGCUCUUGUCAAGGAAGAGAGCGGAGUACCAGCCUUCAGGAGGUGGUACGACCAGUUUUACACCAGCAAUAGCCCUACAUGGCAAGAUGUCAAAGAACGAACUUUGGAGUGGUGACGGCCCUGCACAUUUGCUGUAGACCCGAUGGAGUUGUUCGGAUGUUACACGAAACAUCGACGACUUGUAUCUAAUUUGUGCUGCCUUGCUUUCCAUAAACGCUGACUGACAAAUAAUAGAGAUUUCAGAUUUUUAGAAUUAAUGGCCAUAAUAGCUUUUUAAAGCUGAGAUGAUUGGUAAGUGCUCAAUACGGAGACUUGCUUGCACUAGCUUUCUGCAUGUUUUUUUUUUGUGCUUAUUCUAGAGAGUAUAAACACUGGCCGUCGUAAAGAGUGGUUUCAUGUCUGUGCAGUAGAAUUCGAGUGGCAUUAUUGUCGCUUCUAAGCUGUGCUGGCCUCCGGACGGCAACGUCGCACAUUAUCGCUUGAAGACUUGUGUU